UCUCCUUUCUUUUCUAUCAUAGCCUCCCUCCUUUUUCUGGCUCUACUUGGGAAAUUACCAAAAAUCUGGCAACUAUCAAGGAUCCCUUUCUUUGUCUGCCUGACAAGUCAGCUAUCAAUGGAUGGGAUAAAGAAUUCCUCCUGGCCUUACCAGUUCAAGCCAGAAGAUCCCUAUGGGAAAUAUUGGAAUAGCACUGAGGACUACCUGACUUUCUUCUGUGGCCCCCGGAGAAGUCAUUUAUUCCUGCCCAUGACAGUGGUGUAUGCACUGAUCUUUGUGGUCGGGGUCACUGGCAAUCUCUUAGUAUGCCUGGUGAUUCUGAAACACCAGACUAUGAAGACACCUACCAACUAUUACCUCUUCAGCCUGGCCAUCUCAGAUCUGUUGGUUCUGCUCUUUGGAAUGCCUUUAGAGAUCUAUGAAAUGUGGUACAAUUACCCAUUCCUUUUUGGCCCAGUGGGUUGCUACUUCAAGACUGCUCUGUUUGAAACAGUGUGCUUUGCAUCCAUCCUGAGUGUGACAACAGUCAGUGUAGAACGGUAUGUAGCCAUCCUCUAUCCCUUCCGAGCCAAGCUGGAGAGUACACGGCGGCGGGCCCUGAGGAUCCUUCUGCUCCUCUGGGUCUUCUCCAUCCUGUUCUCCCUUCCUAACACAGGCAUACAUGGCAUCAAGGUCUAUCACUUCCCCAAUGGGACCUUGAUCCCAGAAUCAGCCACCUGCACUGUGGUCAGACCCAUGUGGAUCUAUAACUUUAUCAUCCAGGUGACUUCUUUCCUCUUUUAUGUCCUUCCCAUGGCUAUCAUGAGCAUCCUCUACUAUCUCAUGGGACUCAGACUUCGGGGAGAUCAAUCUCUUGAGGCUGAAGAAAUGGCUGCAAAUGUUCAGAGACCCUCCAGAAAAUCAGUCACAAAGAUGCUGUUCAUCUUGGUCUUGGUAUUUGCUAUCUGCUGGACUCCAUUCCACAUUGACCGACUUUUCUUUAGCUUUGUGGAAGAAUGGACUGAAUCUCUGGCUUCAGUGUUCAACCUUAUCCAUGUGAUAUCUGGUGUUUUCUUCUACUUGAGUUCGGCUGUGAACCCCAUCAUCUACAACCUGCUCUCCCACCGAUUCCGUGCAGCCUUCCUAAAUGUCAUCUCCCCCUUGUGCAAACACUGUCACCCAAAGCAUCCGCCAAGUGGCCCCCCUGUUCACCAGGACACCUUCCUGCAUCGAGAAUGCCACCUUGUGAAUGAAGAGGCCAGCCCUACAUUUCCACACAGGAUGUCAAUCUGCAGCUCUCAUUUGUCCACCAUCCUCUGAAUUCCACUACCAAAGGUGACACAUGGUGAAGUCUAUAAAUCCAAAAGCUUCAUUCCCAGAUGCCAUGAUCUUUACAGAGUUUAGAACUUAGUGUUAUGGAAUACUUGACGUGAGGUUACAUUUGAUUUCCUGUUACCUCUUCCUUAGACUAUACUAUCUUUUAUAUAAGAAGAUAGUUAUUCUUGAAUAAGGUAACAUUUUCAAUCCACUAGUGGGGAUGGGCAGCAUAAAAUGAUCAACACUCUAAUUUGUCACCCAGAGCUAGUCUUACAAAUAAUUUGUAUGAUUCAAAGGAGCAAAAGUUAUGACUUCCCAGGUUAAAAAUAUCACUCUCAAUUCCAGAUAUUAAUCAUCAUAGCUUCAUUCCUCAAAUUUCAGUAUUCAGGAUUAAAAUGCAAAUAUCUCUAAGGGGGAUUGGAGCUUAAAGUUACAGAUAAUUUUUUUGCCUGUGUAGAUAAAAUUUUAAAGGCCUGCUAAUGUGUUGGCCAAAAGGGACACAAGAUAACUCCUCUUGGUGGAAAGAUAAGGAAGGCAGGGUAACAGAUGGAUGAGAUAAUGGGCGAGGAUAAAGUGAAAGGGAUAAAUUUGUAUGUAGGGAUAGUGAUAUAAUGGAAAAAGUCCUAGACUGAGCAACCAGAGAACUAUAUUAAAAUCCCAGUGAUAAUGUUUUCUAUGUAUGUGACCUUAGGCAAGUCACUUCAUCUCUCCAAAUCUCAGUUUAUCCUUCUGAAAAAUGAGAGUAGAGAAACAAUCCUUCUACUAUAUAUGUAGGCAUGUCAGAGAUCAAAUUGGAUAAUAUAUGUAAAAAAAAAAAGCUUUGUAAUCGUUAAAGUGCUAUAGAAAUGGGUACUACUUUACUGCUCCUUAUCUGUCUCUUAGGUUUUUUUUUGUCUUCCUGGGUUUCCUGACUACCAGCCUGAGACCCAGAGUAGACAAUCCAGGCUGUAUUUAUACCCAGAGAGGAUGGCUUCCCCUUUUUAAUUCUUUAUCAAUCUGUGUCAUCUGUGGGCAGAGGGCAGUCUCUAGUCUCAUCUCUGUUAAUUACUAUGUUGCAGUUGUUUGUCCUUCCUUCUUGAAGAGGACCAUGACAUUGGGGAAGUGAUGUCAUGACUUGCAGUGAAUUGGAUUUAAGUGAGGUAGGGCUAUGAAAAGUCACCAACCUCACGCUC
Molecule: messenger RNA, 2468 nt
Organism: Dromiciops gliroides (monito del monte)
Lineage: Eukaryota; Metazoa; Chordata; Mammalia; Microbiotheria; Microbiotheriidae
Gene: NMUR2
Product: neuromedin U receptor 2
Exons: 4
Coding region: 118-1299 (393 amino acids)
Biological process (GO): G protein-coupled receptor signaling pathway
Cellular component (GO): plasma membrane
Molecular function (GO): neuromedin U receptor activity
Source: RefSeq, a predicted model, not a curated record